Rosa chinensis is the source of this 1826-nucleotide messenger RNA. Its product is annotated as cytochrome P450 78A5. NCBI's taxonomy places the organism in Eukaryota, Viridiplantae, Streptophyta, Magnoliopsida, Rosales, Rosaceae. Gene Ontology annotation, molecular function: heme binding; monooxygenase activity; oxidoreductase activity, acting on paired donors, with incorporation or reduction of molecular oxygen. The coding region runs from base 59 to 1618 and encodes 519 amino acids. The transcript is spliced from 2 exons. The record is from RefSeq and is a predicted model, not a curated record.
GGCAAUUCUACUAAGCUUUUCUCGAUUGAUUAUCACCCCCGAAACACUUGAAAUAGUUAUGAAACUCUUCAUAAUAGCCAACCUCUCCAUCCUACUCUUUUGGUUUGGAGCUUCUACCCUCACUCUCACUCUCCUCUCAUUCUUCUUCUAUGUCUUCCUCUUCCUCCUAAACCACUACCUCGUCCCCGGAGGCUCUGCAUGGUCAGGUUACCGCCAUGCAUUGAAACUCCAGGGACCAGUGGGUUGGCCUGUAUUGGGUUCCAUAUCCGACCAAAUGAGCGCUCUUGCUCAUCGUAAACUGGCCGGCAUGGCAGCUUCGCUGGAUGCAAAGAGACUCAUGGUGUACAGUCUAGGAACCAGUACACGUGUCAUCAUUAGCAGCCACCCGGAGACUGCUCAGCAAAUCCUAGGAGGGUCUUCCUUUUCCGACCGUCCUAUUAAGCAAUCCGCUCGAGCACUAAUGUUCGAGCGCGCUAUAGGGUUUGCUCCUUCAGGGGCGUACUGGCGCCACCUGCGUAGGUUAGCUGCAGUCCACAUGUUCUCGCCGAAGAGAAUUGCCGGACUGGAAGGGCUAAGGCAGCACGUGGUGGACAGAAUGGCCGUGAGAGUGGAGGAGGAGAUGGAGGAGAGGAGAUUUGUGGGUGUGAAAGGAAUAUUGCAGGAGGGUUCCCUGAAUAACAUAAUUGAGAGUGUUUUUGGGUUAGGGUUAGAGAAGGAGGGUAGUACUGACUUGACGUUGACUUUGCAUGAUAUGGUCAAUGAAGGGUAUGACUUAAUUUCUAGGUUUAAUUUGGAGGACUAUUUUCCUCUGAUGUUCUUGGACUUCCAUGGUGUGAAGAGGAAGUGUCACAAAUUGGCGGCUAAGGUUAAGUGUGUGGUGGGUCAAAUUGUGGAGGAAAGAAAAAGAGCAGGAGAUUUCAGUGGUCGGAGUGACUUUCUUAGUGCUUUACUAGCUUUGUCUGUGGAGGAUCAAUUAAGUGAUGCAGACUUGGUUGCUGUUUUGUGGGAAAUGAUAUUUCGAGGGACAGACACUGUUGCUAUACUUCUUGAAUGGAUUAUGGCAAGGAUUGCCCUGCACCAAGACAUCCAAGCCAAGGCACAAGAAGAGCUUGAUACGAUCGUUGGGAAUCACAGGCACGUGAGGGAUUCUGACCUUUCGAAACUGCCGUAUCUUCAGGCCAUAGUUAAGGAAGUGCUCCGGGUGCACCCUCCGGGCCCACUAUUAUCGUGGGCUCGUCUGGCCGUGCAUGACGUCCACGUCGACAAGGUCUUUGUUCCGGCCGGCACAACGGCCAUGGUCAACAUGUGGGCUAUAACCCAUGACCCGGCCAUUUGGAAGGACCCUUGGACUUUCAAGCCUGAGCGGUUCAUUGAAGAAGAUGUGUCGAUAAUGGGAUCGGACCUUAGGCUUGCGCCCUUUGGUUCGGGCCGUAGGGUAUGCCCGGGAAAAGCUCUAGGGUUAGCUACAGUGCACUUGUGGCUUGCAAGGCUUUUGCACCAAUUCAAGUGGUUUCCGGCGGAGCCUGUAGACCUUUCGGAGUGCUUAAUGCUCUCUAUGGAAAUGAAGAAACCACUCGUCUGCCGCGUUAUCCCGCGUGGCGGCCUUACAAGCCAAUGAAGCUAGCUGGCCAGUGAGGAGAUCGAUUAUGAAUGAAUAAGGAAAUCAAAGACAUGAUGAAUAUUAAGAUAUGCAAAAAUAUGUACAAUAUCUAGUGUGACUAUGAAGAUCGAUCUAGGUGGUUUGCAUGCAUAAUGUAUCUGUAAAAUGUUGCUAUUUUAACUAAAUAUAUGAAAGCUGGUUCAGUUUCUGUAAUUCCUGCAUGCAA